This is a messenger RNA of Balearica regulorum gibbericeps (East African grey crowned-crane), 1601 nucleotides long. Lineage: Eukaryota; Metazoa; Chordata; Aves; Gruiformes; Gruidae. The record is from RefSeq and is a predicted model, not a curated record.
AGGACAGAGAAAGAAGCUGUAACGAACAGUUCUGGAGACUUUGAAGCGCAGCCACAGUGCUGAGGUCUUUGACUGACAAGCCUUCUGCUUUCUCCUUACAGGGCUCCUCCUACAGAUGUUCUGAACACGUCUGCAUCUCAGCAAUUUUUUACUGUGCCCAGGUCUUGAAAACUAGAGCUCAGGCACUUCUGGAUCGGUCUUUUCAUUGAAAUACUGGAACUACUAUGAAGUCUUCUUGGUUUGCACUCAUCUUGGCAGUGCUCGGUAUUGAAUUGCUAACAAGUCACUGUUCCACCAUUAAGUCCCCGAGGUUCAGAGGACGCGUGCAGCAGGAGCGAAAAAAUAUCAGACCAAAUAUCAUCCUUGUGCUCACAGAUGAUCAAGAUGUGGAGCUAGGGUCCUUGCAAGUGAUGAAUAAGACCAGACGGAUUAUGGAGAAUGGAGGGGCUUCUUUUAUCAAUGCAUUUGUAACCACCCCGAUGUGCUGCCCAUCACGUUCCUCCAUGCUGACUGGGAAGUAUGUGCACAACCACAACAUAUACACCAAUAAUGAAAACUGCUCUUCUCCCUCAUGGCAGGCUACUCAUGAGCCACGCACCUUCGCCGUGUAUCUCAAUAACACUGGGUAUAGAACAGCUUUUUUUGGGAAAUACCUCAAUGAAUACAAUGGCAGCUACAUCCCUCCUGGGUGGAGAGAGUGGGUUGGAUUAGUGAAGAACUCUCGCUUCUAUAAUUACACCAUUUCUCGCAAUGGUAACAAAGAGAAGCAUGGAUUUGAUUAUGCAAAGGACUACUUCACAGACCUAAUCACUAAUGAGAGCAUUAAUUACUUCAGAAUGUCUAAGAGGAUAUAUCCCCAUAGGCCCAUAAUGAUGGUCAUCAGCCACGCUGCGCCCCAUGGCCCCGAGGAUUCGGCACCGCAGUUCUCAGAGCUCUACCCCAACGCUUCACAGCAUAUCACUCCCAGCUAUAACUAUGCACCAAACAUGGAUAAGCACUGGAUCAUGCAGUACACGGGGCCCAUGCUGCCUAUCCACAUGGAGUUUACAAACGUCUUGCAGCGCAAAAGACUUCAGACCCUGAUGUCAGUUGACGACUCUAUGGAAAGAUUAUACCAAAUGCUUGCAGAGAUGGGAGAACUGGAGAAUACCUACAUUAUUUACACUGCUGACCAUGGUUACCAUAUCGGGCAGUUUGGACUGGUCAAGGGGAAGUCAAUGCCAUACGACUUUGAUAUUCGAGUUCCUUUCUUUAUUCGUGGUCCAAGUGUAGAGCCGGGAUCAGUAGUACCUCAGAUAGUUCUGAAUAUUGAUCUUGCUCCAACAAUUCUGGAUAUAGCAGGACUUGACACACCUCCAGAUAUGGAUGGCAAAUCUGUCCUAAAGCUUCUGGACUUGGAGAGACCAGGAAACAGGUUUCGAACAAACAAGAAGACCAAAAUUUGGCGUGACACAUUUCUGGUGGAAAGAGGCAAAUUUCUACGCAAGAAGGAGGAACCCAACAAAACCACUCAGCAGUCUAAUCAACUACCAAAAUAUGAGAGAGUAAAAGAAUUAUGCCAACAAGCAAGAUACCAGACAGCCUGUGAACAACCAGGACAG